Paramuricea clavata is the source of this 2695-nucleotide messenger RNA. The record is from the annotation of a GenBank genome assembly. NCBI's taxonomy places the organism in Eukaryota, Metazoa, Cnidaria, Anthozoa, Malacalcyonacea, Plexauridae.
AUGUCGAUAUGUUCUCCUAUGGGUAGGAGAUUAAUUAUGGUCUUGAUCUCUAAUACAUGGCAUUUGAGUGAAGCCGAUCAAGACAAAUUAGACGAGUAUUGGAAAAGAUUUGAACAGCACGUAAAACCUCAGUCCAACCAUCUUCUCAACCGUUUCUAUCUCAGAAACUUGAAGCAGAACAACCGACCGCUCGACGAGUUUUUAACCGAAGCAAACCUCCUUAUUCAGAACAGUGGUUAUCCGGAUGAAAUACAUGACGAAUUGAUGCGAGAUGCUUUGGUAUUUGGAGUUGAUUCAGAUACAGUCCGUAAGAAAUGUAUUGCUGAGGGGAAUGAACUAACUCUUAUAAAAGCAAGAGAAACCUCCCGCACCGAGGAAGCUACCAGACAACAGCUAAGGGUGAUGACCAGAGAUGUUUCAAACCCUACACAGGUAGACUCAUUGCAGAAAAAUAGGAGAGGAAACAUGAAUCGAGGUAAGACCAAACCAUGGUAUGAUAGACAAAAGGGGCAAAAGGGAUAUAGAAUGAAAUGGGAUAAGCCAGUAUGCACUAGAUGUGGGAAUACAGCACACAAUAAAGAUCAGAAAUGUCCUGCUACUAGAAAAUACAUGCAUGCAGAAACCCUCGCCUUGCUGACAAAACCAUCUUAUUUUCCGAACGUGAAGUAUUUUAAGUAGUUGUCAUGGUAACACGAUAAUUUUUUAAGAAUGUUUUUACAAAUGAAAAAUCCCCUAUAAAUAUGGCAAUUGAUAAAACUAGAAUAGUGAAGCGAAUAGUGCGAAUAGUGCGAAUAGUCGACGAAUAGUGCGAAUAGUCCGCGAAUAGUCGACGAAUAGUGCGAAUAGUCGACGAAUAGUGCGAAUAGUCCGCGAAUAGUCGACGAAUAAUGCGAAUAGUCCGCGAAUAGUCGACGAAUAGUACGAAUAGUGCAAUAGAGACUUUGCAAGGCUUUCCACCGUGCUGUAGAACUAAAUUUACCGGGGCGAGGGGGGGCUCCGGGUUUUUUUUUCCGACAAACCAAAAAGUUUUCCGGACGACAACAUUUUAAAUUUUCACCCCCCCCCCCCCCCCCCCCCCCCGUCGACAACUUUGACAAUUUCCGACAACCUUGACAAUUUUCCGACAAUUUCCGGCAGCAUUGGCAAUUUUCCGACGGGUGUCAACAAUAGGGGAGGGCCAUGCCUGCCCCCGGCCACGGCGCCACUGAUGACAAUCACUAGAAUGGCGUUUUCCACUGGGCGAAUUUGUUCGCGCGAAGCGAUAAGUAAAAGAGUAGGAACUGAUCCAACUUUUUCGCGGCGAAUUUUUUCGCUGACCAAUCACAUUGCCGAAAUUUGGUUUCGCCCAAAAUUCGCCCGAACUGAUCCAACAAAUUCGCCCAAAAACGGGCCUAAAUAGGUAAUAAAUCGAUAUCUUUUCUUGUUUCGUGAUGUAAAUCACGUUUUCCAAGCACACGAAAUCACUUACAGGUAAACUACGUGAAGCGUUCCUCUUUUGAGUUCCUAAGUCAUUUGGAAUUUUCAAAAUUAGAUUUGCAAAUUUGAAAAACUCUUCGCAAAUCCCUUGAGGGAAUUUGCAAUAUUCCAACGCAAAAAAAGUUCCUUUCCAAUUUUCCUAACUUCCUGUUUUAAAUUCCUAACUUCCUGUUCUGUUCUUAGCGUUUUCAUUGGUGGAUUAUUUUUGUUGGCCAAUUGCAACGCACAGAACAGAACAGGAAGUUAGGAACUUGUAACAGGAAGUUAAGAACUUCUAACAGGAACUGAGGAAUUUUUUUUUGCCUUUGCAACAUUGCAAAUUCCCUCAAGGGAUUUGCAAGGGAGUUUUUCAAAUUUGCUAAGGUAAUGAGGAAAAUUGCAAUCAACUUAGGAACUCAAAAGAGGAACGCUUCACGUAGUUUACCUGUAAGCCCUUAAAUCUUCAGUUACAACGCCAUAACUUACAAGUAAUAUUCCUAUAAAAUUCCAUCAGUAAAAUUCAUGACUCAUAUGGAUACCACUUUAUGCCAUCAGGAAUGAUUAUAAAUUUAAAAAAAUAUGAAAUAUGUUUCCUGACGAUGACUGAAUUUUAGUCGAAAGCUACAAUAUUAAAAUGUUUAUUUUCGAAGUUACCGUUGUUUUAUAUUUUAUUAAAAUACUCAGUGGUUCCUGUAAUUUUUACCGAUUACGUAUGACGUCAUUGACGUACGUCGACGAAUGUUUUCACGAUGUCAUGUUUGUCAACAGAGCCACCCCUCCCCCCCCCCCGGUAAAUUUAGUUCUACAGCACUGCUGCAAAGCCUUGCAAAGUCUCUAUUGCACUAUUCGUCGACUAUUCGUACUAUUCGUCGCAUAUUCGCGGACUAUUCACACUAUUCGUCGACUAUUCGCGGACUAUUCGUACUAUUCGUCGACUAUUCGCACUAUUCGUCGACUAUUCGCGGACUAUUCGCACUAUUCGUCGACUAUUCGCGGACUAUUCGUACUAUUCGUCGACUAUUCGCACUAUUCGCACUAUUCGCUUCACUAUUCUAGUUUUAUCAAUUGCCCCUCCAGCGUCGAGGUAAAAACGAUUAUAAUAUAGGCUAGAACACACUGUGCAUGUCGAUGUCUCGAUGCAUCUUACUAAUUCUGUCUAAUUGUAAAAUUUAAUUUACUUUAUGUAGCUUCUAUGUCGUACGGAUUGUUUCUACUCUUCUUGGUUCUGCAUCGAACUUAA